Oncorhynchus nerka (sockeye salmon) is the source of this 8064-nucleotide messenger RNA. RefSeq names its product EH domain-binding protein 1-like protein 1. Bases 550 to 5433 code for a protein of 1627 amino acids. The transcript is spliced from 23 exons. Gene Ontology annotation, molecular function: protein binding. Gene Ontology annotation, biological process: actin cytoskeleton organization. The record is from RefSeq and is a predicted model, not a curated record. Gene Ontology annotation, cellular component: microtubule organizing center; filamentous actin. Lineage: Eukaryota; Metazoa; Chordata; Actinopteri; Salmoniformes; Salmonidae.
CGCAACCGCUCCCCUUCUUUAUCUGCAGCCUACAGACUCAACAAAUGAUACCACUUGGAGAGUUUAUUGCACUGUCAGUAUAACGUAGCCUAAAAUGUGUUAUGCUGGCUUUAUCGGACAGUUUUAUUUCCCUGGCUGGGCGAAGGACAGCUAUUAUAUACCUGGAUGAAUUGUCGACACUGUCUUUUAACUCGGGAAUGCAUAUUGUGGACUAGCAGUUGCAUUUAGGAUAUUUGUUUUUCCUUAUUCUGACCAUGUGGAAGUGUUGAAAUGCGCACGACAGUGGAUUCGGUUCCGCUUAUAAAUACUGUAUUUAAUAAUUACGGUAGUUCCGUGCUACAUGUUUUUUUUAUUCGAUGCGUUUAGUUGAUGGCGACAGUUUUAUGUGACUCAACUCAACUUCUUCACCUGCGGCUGUUCCUUCUGAACACGGCCAGCUUGAAGACAACGGUUUUACACACCACGAACUGUCAUUGAACAACCAUCCCGAAAGGAGUUACAAGAGAGUGGAAUUUACUUUCUAAAACUUUGUAAUACCUCAACCAAGUUAUGACUUCGGUUUGGAAAAGAUUACAACGCGUUGGCAAGAAAGCUUCAAAAUUCCAGUUUGUGGCGUCUUAUCAAGAACUUGUGUUGGAAUGCACGAAGAAAUGGCAACCAGAUAAAGUCAGGGUGGUUUGGACCAGAAGAAAUAGGCGUAUGUGCUCUAAGCUUCAUGGAUGGCAGCCGGGCAUCAAGAACCCCUACAGGGGGAUGGUGGUUUGGCCCGUACCUGAAAACGUGGAUAUCUCCCUCACACUCUUCAGGGAUCCCCAUUCUGAUGUGUUUGAAGACAAAGACUGGACAUUUGUCAUUGAGAGUGAGACAAAGGGUCAACGUAAGGUCUUGGCUGCAGUGGACGUGAAUAUGAAGAAGUUUGCCAGUGCCACUCCCACUCAGCAAGACCUGACAUUGAAGCUGAAGCCCCUGUCUGUCAAGGUGCUGGAGGCCACUCUGAAGCUCUCCCUGUCCUGUGUGUUUCUCAGAGAGGGGAAAGCCACUGACGAAGACAUGCAGAGCCUGGCCAGUCUGAUGAGUGUCAAACCCACAGACAUCGGUAACCUUGACGACUUCAACGAGAGUGAUGAGGAGGAAGACAGGAGGUCUAGUGCUGGAGCUAGCAUUAGCAAAGCUGCCGCAGUACCUGGGUCUUUUCUCAGUAGUCUCCCAGGGGCUCUGAGUGGCCCUGCAGUGGACUUGAAGCCUCGGGGUGUUAGCAUCUCUCAACCCCCCUCCGACCCACAGAGAGAGAUACAGAGGGGGUUGAAGACUCUCACAGAAGAGGACUACCACAGUCCUACUCUUGGUCCGAAACUGUCAGAGCAGCAGACAGCGUCUGUAUCCAGUGAGACCGUUCCCCUGGCUCUGAGAGGGGACGAGUCUCCUCACUCCCCCAGGACCGUUGGCGCCAUCAGGAUCACAAACCAACAAGCCUCUGCUGAGAAAACUGCGGGGUUGAAAGAUGCCAGUACUAUUAAAGGUUCUGGGCAAGAUGGCGACCCAGCAACUGGUGUUCCUGGCCCUAUUCACACAGAAGUCUCAGCAGAGCUUAUUCCAGCGCUCCCUCCUCCAUGGCCUUUCUCUAGCCCAGAGACAGAAGCACCAGAGAGCACUACCCAUAAAGAGCCCAACAUCCUGGGAGCGUUUAGUGCUGAUAACAUGCCAUUGGCUGAAAAGAAGCCUGACUUUAAACAGAAAUCCAAUGAGACCAAAGAAGUGCCUUCUCAACCUGUCAAACCAGAGGACAACUCUGCCUCAACCCCGGGUGAAAAACCUUUUAGUGCAGACAAGCCGCCAUUGGCUGAGCUCAACCUUGAUGACAUAAUCAGAGAGACGCCUGAUCCGUCAGUCAUGGCCGGUAACUUAUUUUUGGAGGACAAUGCAGAUGAAGAAACAUCAAAAGUGGGCGCAGUAAAGAGGUCACCAUUCAGCCCCUUGAUGACUGGAAUGGAUCAUCAGGAUGGAGGUGUUGAACGGACCGCUGAUCCAGAGUCAACUGGAGUGCCAACAUCAAUGGAGCUCCACGUAGAGCACGGCCCAGUUGACACAAAGACACUUCCAGAGGUUGGAAACAUCACGUGUGCAGCUGAGAAGCACGCCAAAGGCCUAGAGCAGCCCGUUGAUAAGACGCACAGGAAACAGAGCCCAGUGCCUCAUUCACCUUGUUUAUAUGACCUCAACAGGUCAGAUGAAGACAAGGAAAUUUUGAAAAGCAUGGCUGCCCUGAAGGCAGGUCCUCCCAGCAAAGACAAGGAAAUGAAAAUGCCAAUCAAAGCGAAAAGGCCAUCAUGGACUGAGGAGGUUAUGGGCUCCAAAGAGAAUGAUAAGAAACAGAUGGACCAUCAACCCCGGGAUGAGAAGGCCUCAUUAUCACAAGCUGAUGAGCACAAAUCAGCCACUCUAGAAGUUCAAGUGAACAAGAGUGUAGAGGAGUCACAUAGUUCUGAAUGGAACGCAGCGAAAGAGGAAGCAGGCUUUUUGGAAGAACACAGAAGAGAUGCUAACUGUGUUCUGAAAGAGCGCUCAGACAACGAUGUUAAACCAGAAGCUGCUAUUAUCAGAGUUGAGGGUGACAAGCAAAUCAUCUCAGAUGAAUCAGAGCUGCUCCAGAUGCCAGCUUCCCCAGAGCCCACUACCCAGUCUUCAGCUACCCCAGAGCCCACUACCCAGUCUUCAGCUACCCCAGAGCCCACUACACAGUCUUCAGCUACCCCAGAGCCCACUACACAGUCUUCACCCUCCCCAGAGCCCACUACACAGUCUUCAGCUUCCCCAGAGCCCACUACACAGUCUUCAGCUACCCCAGAGCCCACUACACAGUCUUCACCCUCCCCAGAGCCCACUACACAGUCUUCAGCCUCCCCAGAGCCCACUACACAGUCUUCAACCUCCCCAGAGCCCACUACACAGUCUUCAGCCUCCCCAGAGCCCACUACACAGUCUUCAGCUACCCCAGAGCCCACUACACAGUCUUCAGCUACCCCGGAGCCAACUGCCCAGUCUUCUGCUACCCCAGAGCCCACUACCCAGUCUUCUGCUACCCCAGAGCCCACAGUGACCCAGUCUUCUGCUACCCCAGAGCCCACUACCCAGUCUUCUGCUACCCAGUCUUCUUCUACCCCAGAGCCCACACUGACCCAGUCUUCUGCUACCCCAGAGCCCACUACCCAGUCUUCUGCUACCCCAGAGCCCACAGUGACCCAGUCUUCAGCUACCCCAGAGCCCACUACCCAGUCUUCUGCUACGCCAGAGCCCACUACCCAGUCUUCUGCUACCCCAGAGCCCACUACCCAGUCUUCUGAAUCACUUAGAAAACAGAUGAUUGAAGAGGAAAAUGGUAAAGAUAGUGUACCGUCAAUAUCGACUACACCCCUCCUGGAUCUCCCUGCGAAGGCUGUCGGUAGCUUCACCAUGGAGCGCACAUUGCUGUUAGACACGCCUGUGUCAGUGGAAGGAGACAUUUCUCCAGCUGGAGAGUCAGAUGUUAAGAAGAAAGAGGGGCCGUGCGAUAUGAAGCGUCCUCCCAGUAGGGAGGCUGUAACUGAGGCAGAAAGGCCUCUGUGGGCUACUUUAGAGGAGGAAACUAAGGAGAAGGGGACAGAGGGAGUAGGCAUGAGCACAUUGGAGCCAAGAAAGAAUACCUUGCAAACAGGAUCUGAGACGGCUGAGGGGGGGGGAAAGUCCAGUGACCUGGCUGUCCCAACAAGAUGCUCUAAGAAAGCUUCUCAGCCAUCCUCACCAGACACCACAACCCAGGGUAACAUCCAGGGUAACAUCCAGGGUAACUCAGGCAGUGAAGAGCCACAGUCCAAUGGACAGACCCCAGCAGAUAAGGAGGUCCCUUCUGGUCAAGCGUCAGAUACGGUUGUUCCUCCUCGACGCAGCAAGAAGAAACCCCUUUCCUUUCCUGUGGUCUUCCAGGAAGUUGCCCCAGAGGCCUCCACUCCCCCUGCGGACAAGGACGAAGCCCAUGGGAAGGAUGUGUUCGUCCUCAUCCAGGAGAUGCCUGGUCCUCUGCCCAGUCCUGGUCUCGUGUCCUCCAGCAGGUCUUUACUGGAGUGGUGCCAGGUGGUUACACAGGGUUAUAAGGGAGUGAAGGUCACUAAUUUUAACACCUCCUGGCGUAAUGGUCUGGCUUUCUGUUCCAUCCUACACCACUUCUAUCCCGACAAGAUAGCUUUUGAGGCACUGGAACCCAACGAUAUCAAGUUAAACAACAAGAAGGCCUUUGAUGGCUUCGCUGCGCUGGGCAUCUCCCGACUGCUGGAGCCCUCAGACAUGGUGCUGCUCUCUGUGCCAGACCGCCUGAUCAUCAUGACAUACCUGAGUCAGAUCCGCACCCACUUUACGGGGCAGGAGCUGAGUGUUCUUCAGAUAGAGCACAACAGCAGCCAGUCCAGCUAUGCAGUGACUGAGCCCAGUGAGGGUUCUGAUGUGGAUGCUGCUGCUCGCUUCUGUGCCCGCAAGUUACAGGAAGGUAGCAUCUCCCUGGAGGACGGUGCUACAGAACAGGCUUCUAAGCCCAAUGGGAGCCUAGUGCCACCCCCCCGGACUAAACGGGUGACAAAAGUGGAAGAGAAGGGAAGCGUAGCUGGGGAUUUGGAUGGGGGAAUGGGAGAGACACAGACCCCCGUGCCUCCACCCAGGUCACACACCUCUGCAGCCAAAUCAGGAUUUGGUCACGUAAGAGACGCCGACCUGGUGAAGAAAAGGCGCUUGCGGCUGAAGAGUGAGUCCAUGGAUGAAGGGGAUGUGGUGGAGCAGCAGAGUAGCACAUCUAAGAGCACAGAGUCAGCUGAAAGUGUAUCAGACAGAGAAGUGAAGAAUGUCUCCUCAGAAUCCGAGUCAAGGAGCCCAGCACAAGUCCAGGAGUCCAGUGUCCCAAGCCAGGAGGAGGAUACUCUGGACACCAGUCAGUAUGUGCUGAGUGAGCUGCAAGCCCUGGAGACUGAACAGAAGCACAUCGACAACCGAGCAGGCAUCGUGGAGAGGAGACUCAGAAGACUGAUGGAAUCAAGUAGCGACCGUGACGAGGAAGAGAAACUGAUCCAGGAGUGGUUCACUCUGGUCAACAAGAAGAACGCCCUGAUCAGGAGACAGGAUCAUCUGGAGCUGCUGCAGGAGGAGCAGGACUUGGAGAAACGAUUUGAACUACUGAAUAGAGAACUUAGAGCCAUGAUGGCCAAUGAAGAGUGGCAGAAGACUAAGGCCCAGCAGCACCGGGAGGAGCUCCUACUGCAGGAACUGGUCUCUCUGGUCAACCAGCGGGACGAGCUGGUCAGGGACUUGGACGCCAAGGAGAGAGGUGCCGUUGAGGAGGAUGAGCGUCUGGAGCGAGGGCUGGAGCUUAGACGCAGGAACUUCAGCAACAAAGACAAGUGUGUGCUGCAGUGAGAGUAGGGACGACAAUGACAAAUAGCGCAGUGCCUUAAAUACCAACCCAUCUAGAACUAAACCUCCUCAAUCUCUGCUUCAAACCAAGCUCUCAGUCACUCAGCAACCUACAAUAUGAAACACUCCUAGACAAACAUGUCACCACUUCAACAAAUCCUUAACUGGGAUUUUGGGACUGAUGGUUAAUAAACAAUUAUACCCCCGGGGGUGCUGGGGCUGUGUGCCUUCCCUUUUGGAGAUACUUGAAGAAAUAAAUCCCUCUGUACCUUGAGGUAAGAGACUCUGGGAAGGUCGCCCAUCCAUGGAGUACUUUUGUUUGAGAAACGAGGACCUUUCCAAUUCAGUCUGGCAAUGUGCCUUACUCUGUCAUUCAAUAGACAGAAAGCCCACUGUACAAACAGAUGUGCUGUGUACUUUUAGACUGCCAUGAAGCUAAGAGGUUCAGAUGUAUAGGCCAUCAUGUUUACUUUUAUGUAUAUAAACAUCUCACUGAUCUCAUCAACAAUAUAAGAGAACUUUGCCUGAAUGCUUUGAUGGAACUGGCUAUGAAAUGAACGGUCUGGUGUUUAGACACAAAAUAAAUCAGUCCUCUGUGUAUACAGGAAGGUUUGGUAACAUCAGGCCUCUUUGUAUACAGGAGGGUUUGGUAACAUCAGCUCUGUGUAUACAGGAGGGUUUGGUAACAUCAGGCCUCUGUGUAUACAGGAGUGUUUGGUAACAUCAGCUCUGUGUAUACAGGAGGGUUUGGUAACAUAGGCUCUGUGUAUACAGGAGGGUUUGGUAACAUCAGCUAUUUGUAUACAGGAGAGUUUGGUAACAUCAGCUCUGUGUAUACAGGAGGGUUUGGUAACAUCAGGCUUCUGUGUAUACAGGAGGGUUUGGUAACAUCAGGCCUCUGUGUAUACAGGAGGGUUUGGUAACAUCAGGCCUCUGUGUAUACAGGAGGGUUUGGUAAUAUCAGCUCUGUGUAUACAGGAGGGUUUGGUAACAUCAGGCCUCUGUGUAUACAGGAGGGUUUGGUAAUAUCAGCUCUGUGUAUACAGGAGGGUUUGGUAACAUCAGGCCUCUGUGUAUACAGGAGGGUUUGGUAACAUCAGGCCUCUGUGUAUACAGGAGGGUUUGGUAACAUCAGCUCUGUGUAUACAGGAGGGUUUGGUAACAUCAGCUCUGUGUAUACAGGAGGGUUUGGUAAUAUCAGCUCUGUGUAUACAGAAGGGUUUGGUAACAUCAGCUCUGUGUAUACAGGAGGGUUUGGUAACAUCAGCUCUGUGUAUACAGGAGGGUUUGGUAACAUCAGCUCUGUGUAUACAGAAGGGUUUGGUAACAUCAGCUCUGUGUAUACAGGAGGGUUUGGUAACAUCAGCUCUGUGUAUACAGGAGGGUUUGGUAACAUCAGCUCUGUAUAUACAGGAGGGUUUGGUAACAUCAGCUCUGUGUAUACAGGAGGGUUUGGUAACAUCAGCUCUUUGUAUACAGGAGGGUUUGGUAACAGCAGCUCUGUGUAUACAGGAGGGUUUGGUAACAUCAGCUCUUUGUAUACAGGAGGGUUUGGUAACAGCAGCUCUGUGUAUACAGGAGGGUUUGGUAACAUCAGCUCUUUGUAUACAGGAGGGUUUGGUAACAGCAGCUCUGUGUUUUACUUUGGACCCAGAUGUUUGAUGAAAGACUCAAGUUCAUGAGAGUAUCAUGUCUUGAUGACUUCUGGUGAUGACUUGUAAUUGUGUUUUAUCAAUCUUUCUAUUAUUUAUGGAUUGGACAUGUGCAUGAGAAAUGUUUGGGUUAGGUGUGUCAUAUUACAAGUGGCAUGAACAGUCAGAUCUAACCAGAAAUGAAAGAAAAAGAGAAUAGUGAAUAAAGGUGAAACUAGUUGUAGACAUAAGCUAGUAGUCCUACUUGGAAAACAUACAUACCAUCCUGUAUAUAAUACUGUAUGUCCCUCUAUUAUUCUGAGUAUCCCAAGUGUUGCAGCGGUCUAAGGCACUGCAUCUCAGUGCUAAAGGUGUCACUACAGACCCUGGUUCGAUUCCAGGCUGUGUCACACCUGGCUGUGAUUGGGUGGCACACCAUUUUCCCAGUGUUGUCCGAGUUAGGGUUUGGCAGGGGUCAUUAUAAAUAAGAAUUUGUUCUUUAGACUUGCCUAGUUAAAACAAAUGUAUAUUAAUUACCUGGCACUGCAUGUUUUUUGAAAGAUCUGUCAAAUUGUCUAGUAUUAAUAGAGUCAACAUUUACCAAUAGCUUGUUCGAUGUUAUGUGCUAUUUAUCAUAGAUGAUGAUUACUAUUAUUCAUGGUGUUAUUAAUAUUAUUUUCUUCUAUUUUUUUCAACUAUUUCAAUUUUAGUUUUGUUUUCUGCAUUGUUGGAAAGGGCCCUUAGGUAAACGUUUCAUUGUUAGUCAACACUUCUUUCUUUUUUUACGAAGCAUGUGACAUUUUUUUUGGGGGGGGGGGGGGGGGGGGUAGAUCUGAAAAUGUAAUGAUGUGACAAUAAAGUAUUACUUUGUCCAAGCCUCUUUUUAAAAAGGAUACGCAAUGUUUUGUUUAAACCUGUGAGUGAUACAUAAUGCAUUUUAAGAGUUUGUUUGAAUAUGUUUUCUCUAAAUUGUUGUCAUAUUAAAUUAUGUGGUACUUCUUCA